This is a messenger RNA of Chenopodium quinoa (quinoa), 1570 nucleotides long. RefSeq names its product U5 small nuclear ribonucleoprotein 40 kDa protein-like. Bases 253 to 1290 code for a protein of 345 amino acids. The record is from RefSeq and is a predicted model, not a curated record. Gene Ontology annotation, cellular component: catalytic step 2 spliceosome. NCBI's taxonomy places the organism in Eukaryota, Viridiplantae, Streptophyta, Magnoliopsida, Caryophyllales, Amaranthaceae. Gene Ontology annotation, molecular function: protein binding; RNA binding. The transcript has 2 exons.
CCUCUAAUAAGAAGUAGGCCUCAUUAAGCUAAAAGCUUUCUCGAAAAAGCUCUAUUCAAACUCAGGCCACAAUCAAUUAAACCAAACCUAGCUUUUUUACGCUGCCUGGUUUCGACCCUCUCUCACCUCCAUUAAAGCGUACUCUGAAUUCUCCAUUGAAGCAGCUUCCCAGCUUUCUCUCCUUCACUGAAGCAUCUUCUGAGGGCAGGUGCAGACAGUUCUUCGGUGUCACUCAGUGAAGCAAAAAGCAAGAUGCUGGCCACUACAAAUAACAAUGAAAGUGCCUUAUCUGUGGCUGGCCCUAGGCCAAUGGAGUGGUCCACUGUGCCGUACAGUGCUCCUCAGGCCCCUGGGCCGAAUGGGAGACAACGCACAUCAAGUUUGGAAUCACCAAUCAUGUUGUUGACUGGUCACCAAAGUGCAGUAUAUACCAUGAAGUUCAAUCCGGAAGGAACAGUCAUUGCAUCAGGUUCACACGAUAGAGAAAUUUUCUUGUGGAAUGUGCAUGGUGACUGCAAAAAUUUUAUGGUUUUAAAGGGUCACAAGAAUGCUGUCCUUGAUCUUCAUUGGACCACUGAUGGAACCCAGCUAGUUUCAGCUAGUCCUGAUAAGACAGUAAGAGCAUGGGAUGCCGAAACUGGGAAACAGAUCAAAAAGAUGGCUGAGCAUUCCUCAUUUGUUAACUCAUGCUGUCCUGCUCGGAGGGGACCACCUCUUGUUGUCAGUGGGUCAGAUGAUGGAACUGCAAAGCUUUGGGAUAUGCGUCACAGAGGUGCUAUUCAGACAUUCCCAGACAAAUACCAAAUAACUGCUGUUUGUUUCUCUGAUGCAUCUGAUAAAAUCUACACUGGUGGGAUUGACAAUGAUGUUAAAGUGUGGGAUGUUCGCAAAAAUGAAGUUACUAUGACCCUCCAAGGCCACCAGGAUAUGAUCACUGGGAUGUCUUUGAGUGCUGAUGGAUCUUAUCUUCUCACCAAUGGUAUGGACUGUAAGCUUUGCAUUUGGGAUAUGCGUCCCUAUGCUCCUCAAAACCGUUGUGUUAAAGUUCUGGAAGGGCAUCAACAUAAUUUUGAGAAGAAUUUGUUGAAAUGUGCUUGGUCUCCUGAUGGUAGCAAAGUCACUGCUGGAAGUGCAGACCGGAUGGUUUAUAUUUGGGAUACAACUACUAGGCGUAUCUUGUACAAGCUCCCUGGCCACACUGGCUCUGUGAAUGAGUCUGUUUUCCACCCUAGAGAGCCUAUUGUUGGAUCAUGCAGUAGUGACAAACAGAUCUACCUUGGGGAGCUGUAAUCUGGUGUUUCUUUCUUAUGGCAACACAUUCAACAUCAAUGUCGCAGAACGGUGUAACUGAUUUAAUCUUUUAGGUUCAUUCAUGUAUUCACAGGAGACAGGUCUAGUCUAGCCAGUUUUACAUAAGCAGGAAACUUGAUGCUUUUGUAGAGAAAUUCUGUGAUGUUUCUGAUUAAGUUGAAUUGGGAAUCCUGCUUUUUUCCUGUCCUACUCUUGGAUUGGAAUAUGUAUGCAAUGACUGUUGUGUAUUUUCCACAAGUUAGGAUAAGGUGUUAUCACA